AUGCUGCCAAAAUCGCAAUCUGUGUCACCAGGGCAGAGAGGGAGCAAGGUUAGGAGGAGGCAUGGUUCGGUAGGGGAGGAAGGGGUGCUGGAUAUAGGUCCAGCCCGAACCUAUAGCAAGACUAGGUUCGGCGGAGAGGCAGCAGCCGCGGCUGCAGCUGUAUCAGCUGGUGCUGCUGCUGGUAGUGGUGCUGCUGGUGCUGCUGCUGGUGCUGCUGGUGCUGCUGCUGAUGGCGCUACUUCCGGGGGUGAUGCUGCUGCUGCUGCUGCCGCUGCUGGUGAAGGCGCAGAUUCCACCAUCCACCAUGCUUUCCCCAAGUCAGCGUCCUCUGGUGGGCGGCCGCAGCAGCCCAAAAAGCAGGAAGAUGCUUAUAACGCGGAUGAUCUUGAUGGGGAGUCGCGUGAAGGAGAAGGGUUGGAGGAUUGUAACGAGGAUGGUUUUCACGGUAACGAAUCGCAUGGCUCGGUUCGUUCAGGUUCGAUCCGCAAGGGUGGGAGUGCUGGUGAGUGUGUGUCAGCAGUGGGGAGGCAAGAGGAAAGUGGUGGAGAAGGUACAGGCAGAAGCAAGGUAACGGGGAGAUCUGAGUCGCUUUUGAGAAAUCUGAGAGGCGACUCUGGCUCAGGAGCAACUCUCGGGGAAGAACCUGACAGAAGCAGGGCAGUGGGGAAGGAAGUGGGGAGUGCGAGAGGAGGUAGUGAGGGUGUGGGGAUGAUGGGAGGAGCUGAUGGGAGAGGGACGACGGAGGUGCAGGAGGAGCAGGAGGAUGAGGAAGAGGAGGAAAGGGAGGAGGAGGGGGAGGUGGAAGAGGAGGAGGGGGAGGAGGAAGAGGAGGAGGAGGAAGCUGAGGAGGAGGAGGAGGGGGAAGAGGAGGGAGAGGAGGAGGAAGGGAAAGUGGAGGAGGAAGCGGAGGAGGAGGAGGGGGGAGAGGAGGAGGAGGAGGUGGCAGUAAAAGGGGAGUUAUGGAAUGGAGGCGAGAGGACGAGGCAAGGGAAUAGUCGUGAUACUGCUGCUGCUUCACGCUCGGAUGUGGGUGGUAUACCACGUGCUGCUGCUGCUGCUGCUGCUGCUGCUGCUCCUGCUGCUCCUGUGUCUGCAGCUGUGGGUGGUAUACCACCUGGUAUGGCUGUGGGUGGUAUACCACGUGGUGCUGGCGCAGUUGCGAAGAGGCAGGAGCAGAGUGGAAGUGGGCACCAGCAGGUGCUAGUGCAGCCAGGAGUUCUCAUGCAGCACCACUCGCAGCACCAGACCCAGCAGCAGCAGCAGCAGCACCAGAUGCAGCAGCAGCAGCAGAUGCAGCAGCAGCACCAGAUGCAACAGCAGCACCAUGUGCAGCAGCAGCACCAGCAGCAAGAGGCACAGCCGCAAGAGCUGCAGCAACAGGCGCAGCAGCAGCCCCAGCAGCAACAACUCAUAUACUUGCAGGAGCUACAGCGUCUCCACUCGAUGGCUGUUGGGGUGAGUAGAGGGGGGAAGGGCGCAGGGAGUGGUAAAGACAAGGGAGGAGGAGAGGGGGAAGCAGGAGCAAAGGGAGGAGGAGCCGGGGGAAAAGGAGGUAGGGAGGGGGUGCGGGUAGGAGGAGGGGCAGGAGGUGUGGGAGAGGUGAGGAGAGUGGGAGCAGGGGGGGAGGUGAGGCGAGUGGGGGUACGGGAAGACAAGGUGAGGCGAGUGGCAGUACGGGUAGGUGAAGAAGAGAUGAAACCGAGGCUGUUCAAAUCCCAGUCGUUUGCUCUGGGAGGGGGGAAAGCAGGGGACACUGCUGCUGCUUUGGCAGGGGGGGCAGUGGGUGGUGGUGCUAGUAUGGGAGGUGUGUACAGAGGGAUGUUUAACCCGUACCAGCAGCAGCAGCAGCAGCAGCAGCAGCAGCAGCAGUGGCAGUACCAGCAGUACCAGCAGUUUCAGCAGUUUCAAGGAAAUAUGCUCCAAGGCCCGAGCAGCAGGCUAGCACCAGGGCUAGCAGGAGUGGAUAGUACCACUGCUGGUGGCGCUGGUGGUGCUGCUGAUGCUACUGGUGCUGGUGCUACUGGUAACCUGUUACCUGGUUACCGCGUUGGCAGCAGAAGCUUUGAUUCCGCCACCACCCUGUGUGCCAACAGUGACGGCGCUGCACCGGGCAACAGAAGCUUACCCGGUACGACUGGUGGGAGUGCUGGUAGUGCUGUUGCCACGGGCGGCCGGCAUCGCCCGUCUUAUAGUGUUUCUGCCUUGCCAAUGGCUGAUUGGAGCACUAUGGUUCCUGCUGUGGCUCCCACCGGGGGAGGUAUGGCAGGUAGUAGUGCUGUGGGAACCAUGGUUCCGGGUGCUAUGGCGUUUCCACCACAUUAUGGCAUGCCACCUGCUCCCGGGAUUGCCGGAUCUGGAACGAGGAUUGAUAGAAAGCGCAGCGCGUCAUGGGGUGGUGGGGCGGCUGCUGAUUCGGCACCUGGGUUCAUAGGUUGA
This is a messenger RNA of Closterium sp. Naga37s-1, 2436 nucleotides long. The record is from the annotation of a GenBank genome assembly. NCBI's taxonomy places the organism in Eukaryota, Viridiplantae, Streptophyta, Zygnematophyceae, Desmidiales, Closteriaceae.